CAAAAAAUUUCUACUUGAAUUAUUUUCAAUAUUAUACAAAAUAGGGAGAAAAAACGAAAAAAAUAUCAGAAAUAAAAAAAGAAGAAUAAGAAGUGUAAACAAGUGAUAAAGUAAAAGUUUUAAUAUAAUUAAUAAAGUGUACACAUACACGCACACGAAUAAAACAAAAAAAAUUUGAAUUUAAUUUCGGCUGCAUGAAUUUAAUUUGAAAAAAAAAAAAUCAAAAACAAAAAAUAAAUAUUUUGUGCAACAUUUUAACAGGGUUUAUUUGAAUGUUAAAUUUAACAGUAUAGUUUUCAAUUUAGAGGUAAAUAACAGGAUUAUAAAUCAUAAAUAAAAAUAAAAAUAUCAAAUAAGUAAUCGAAAUAAAAUUCGAUUUUAAUUGCUUAAAAAGUACAGAAAAUUUAAAAGUGAGAACAGACAAAAAAAAAAUAAAAACACUUAAUAAAAAAAAUUAUUUCUACAAUAUUACGUUUUCUUUAAAAAUUCAAAAGAAGAUUAUCCUGCAAUAAAAAUUUUUCAACUUCAUUAUAUAUAAAAAUAAUCAUUUUAUCAUUAAUGACAAUGAUUACAUCAAUUAGAUCAUCAUCUGUACAAUUGAAAAAUAAUAUAGGAUUGAAUAUUGGAAAAAUAUUUAAUAUAAAAAUGUUUAAUAUGUCAUCAUUCCUUUAUAUAAUUUUAUUUAUAAAUUAUUUAAAUUGCAAAGUAUAUGCAAGCGGUGGUGGCGGUGGUAGCAGUGUUAGUAGUGGUGGAAAUAUGAUUGAUACAAAAAAUUCAUUACAAAUGCAAGAUUCAAGGAUGUUACCCCCAGAAGUUUAUCCAUGGAAUAUACUUGGUGUUCCAGAUUAUAGUAUUGAAAAUGAUGUUGCAAAACGUUCUUCAUGGCAAAAAUUACAUGGAACAUGGGGUAAACGAAAUAUUCUUGAUAAUGCUUAUCAUAAUAUGGAAAAUUUUGAUGAAACAAAUAAUGUAAUUAAUGGUGCUGGUGGUGGUAUUAAUAAUCCAUCUCCUAAUAAUAUUAUGAGCAAUAAUAAUAUUGAAGGAGAAAAUGAUAAUGAUUUACAUGACAGUCCAACAGAUCGCGAUUAUCAAGAAUUAAUUAAAUUUGAAGAAAUUUAUAGUUUACCAUCAUCAAUUAUUAAUGAUUUAUUUAAACCAAAUGCAUUAUAUAAUGAAAAGAAACGUGCAUGGAGAAAUUUAAAUGUUGCAUGGGGUAAAAGACGUCCAAAUAAUGAAUGGAAUAAAUUUAGAGUUGGAUAUUGUUCCAGAUUACUAGGCUGUCUUGAUUGGUAUAAUUUCAUUUUGAAAUUGGAUAUUUUAAAGAACAGAGACCCGGAAUUAGCGCAAGAGGAAUUUGAAGGCGCAUGGGGUAAACGUGAACCUGGUUGGAAUAAUCUUAAAGGACUUUGGGGUAAACGUGCAUCAAAUUGGAAUAAAUUAAAUUCAGCUUGGGGAAAACGAUCAACUGAAGAUGUUAUGGAAACUAAUUAAAUUUUUCACUCAAUAAAAUUUUUAAUUUCAUUCUUUCAUUUCCUUAUUUUACAUUUUUUGUUUUUGUUUCGACUAUUCUCAAAAGUUGUAAAAAACUAAAACAAAUAUUAUUCUUAUAUAAUCAUGUUUAAAAUAAUAUGAAAAGAAAAAUAUAAUUUACAUUAUCCCUUAAACAAAAAUUUUCAAAAAAAAAACCAAAAAAAAAAAAAUAGCAAACAAAAUAUUUAUGUAAAAUAUUUUUAAAAAAAAUAUAUAAAUUAAUAAUUGCAUUGAUUUAAAAAAUUUUAAAUACAAUAUUCUCCUACAAACAUGCAUAUUUUUAAUUCAAUAUACAUAUUAUAUAAAAAGAGAAGUUUUAAUGUCAAG
Condylostylus longicornis is the source of this 1857-nucleotide messenger RNA. RefSeq names its product allatostatins MIP (gene Mip). The transcript has 6 exons. Bases 559 to 1491 code for a protein of 310 amino acids. The record is from RefSeq and is a predicted model, not a curated record. NCBI's taxonomy places the organism in Eukaryota, Metazoa, Arthropoda, Insecta, Diptera, Dolichopodidae.